GGAGCCAUGAGCAGCGCCGUGCUCCUCGCCCACCUCCCCGACCCCAGCAGCAGCUUCAGGGAAGACGCCCCCMGACCCCCUGUCCCGGGGGAGGAAGGAGAAGCACCAUGCCCGCAACUCUCCAGCUCGUUUUUCCCCAAAAGCCAAAGCUUCCAGGCCAUGCCGGUGCCUCCUGCCCCGCGGAGGAAUGAGAACGGACUCGGGGAGCCGGAGGGCAGCGCGUCCCCGGACUCCCCUCUGGCCAGAUGGACCAAAUCCUUGCAUUCCCUCUUGGGAGAUCAAGAUGGUGCCUAUCUUUUUCGGACCUUUCUGGAAAGGGAAAAAUGUGUGGAUACCUUAGAUUUCUGGUUUGCCUGCAAUGGCUUCAGGCAGAUGGACCUUAAGGAUACCAAAACUUUACGAGUAGCCAAAGCUAUUUACAAAAGGUACAUCGAGAACAACAGCAUCGUSUCCAAGCAGCUCAAACCUGCCACCAAGACCUACAUAAGGGACAGCAUCAAGAAGCAGCAGAUAGAUUCCAUCAUGUUUGAUCAGGCACAGACUGAGAUUCAGACCGUGAUGGAGGAAAAUGCUUACCAGAUGUUUUUAACUUCUGAYAUAUACCUCGAAUAUGUACGGAGUGGUGGAGAGAAUCCUGCUUACAUGAACAGCAACGGACUGGGGAGCUUAAAAGUUGUCUGUGGCUAUCUCCCGACCUUGAAUGAAGAAGAGGAGUGGAGCUGUGCAGACUUUAAAAGCAAAAUCUUGCCUUCGGUAGUUGGACUAUCCAGCAAGACGUUGAGGGUUACAGCGAAUGUCAGAGCCACGGAAACGAUCGAGAACGGAUACAGGUCCUUCAAGAGGAGCGACCCCGUUAACCCAUACCACGUGAACUCGGGCUAUGUCUUCGCCCCGGCCACCAGCGCCAACGACAGCGAGAUCUCCAGCGAUGCCCUGACCGACGACUCCAUGUCCAUGACCGACAGCAGCGUAGAUGGGAUCCCCCCGUACAGGAUUGGGAGCAAGAAGCAGCUCCAGCGGGAGAUGCACCGCAGCGUCAAGGCCAACGGUCAAGUGUCUCUACCUCAUUUUCCGAGGACCCACCGGCUUCCCAAGGAGAUGACCCCGGUGGAGCCAGCCGCCUUCGCCGCCGAGCUCAUUUCCCGGCUGGAGAAGCUGAAGCAGGAGCAGGAAACCAUGGACUGCCUGGAGGAGAGGCUGCAGCAGAUCAAGGAGGAUGAGGAGAAGGACGGCGCCGAGCUGACCGCCGGCCCGCAGAGCAGCCGGGASAUGGCCCAGCACCCGCAGCACCCGCUGUCACUGCUGCCCUCGGGCAGCUACGAGGAGGACCCGCAGGCCAUCCUGGACGAGCACCUGUCCCGUGUGCUMAAAACGCCCGGCUGCCAAUCGCCCGGCGUGGGCCGGCACAGCCCCCGCGCCCGCUCGCCCGACCGGCCGCCCCUGGCCAAACUGCCGGCCGGCACGGCCUCGCUGGCCGCCUGCGCCCUGCUGGGCAAGGGCUUGGUCACCAAGCAGACCACCAAGCAYGUGCACCACCACUACAUCCACCACCACGCCGUGCCCAAGAGCAAGGAGCAGAUYGAGGCCGAGGCGGCGCAGCGCGUGCAGUGCUGCUGCCCGGCGGGCGGCGACUACUACUGCUACCCCAAGUGCAAGGGGCACCCCAAAAACACUGACCCGCCUCUCCCUGCGCUGGAUCCCUUCGGCAGGACGGGGACGCUGCUGAAGAGGCCGGGCCGAGGAGUGGACAGCACAGCCCCGGUGGCCGGGGACGGGGGGCUGCCCGGUCCCGGUGGGGCRCAGCUGCCGGGGGGCGAAGCGGACCGGGCACAGAACGUCUGGCAGUGGAUGCUGGAGAGCGAGAGACAAAAUAAGCACAARCCCCAUAGCGCACAAAGCACAAAGAAGGCCUACGGCUCCGAGUGUGCCAAGGGGGCCCCYGGGCGCCACCACCCCUGGGGGACAGGCAGCCACCCCCGCGGGGCACAGCCCGCCCAUCCCUUCGUGCAGGACCCUGCCAUGCCCCCGCUGACGCCGCCCAACACGCUGGCCCAGCUGGAGGAAGCGUGUCGCCGCCUGGCCGAGGUGUCCAAACCCCCAAAACCACGAUGUUCAACCUCAAAUCAGCAGAGGGACCGAAACCACUCCGCUGCCAUCCAGGGGGGAAGCACCCCUUUCUGCAAUGCAAGUCUGAUGACAGAAGAUCACAAAGAGCCAAAGAAACUUCCAGUUGUUCACACCUCCCAGUCGGGUGAGCUGGUUGUCACCUAUUUUUUUUGYGGAGAAGAAAUUCCCUACAGGAGGAUGCUAAAGGCCCAGAGCCUGACACUUGGGCACUUUAAAGAGCAGCUGAGCAAAAAGGGAAAUUACAGAUACUACUUCAAAAAAGCCAGUGACGAGUUUGACUGCGGGGCAGUGUUUGAGGAGAUUUGGGAAGAUGAAACCAUCCUGCCCAUGUACGAAGGGAGGAUCCUCGGGAAGGUGGAAAGGAUCGAUUGACGGCACCUGCAUUUCCUGGGAAAAGCUAAGCCAGAGAAGUCUUUGGACACACAACAGUAGUGAUGACGAGGAAAGGAAAGGAAGACAAAAAAAAAAAAAAUCUCUGAAGGAAAAGUUUUGAACCAAUGAAGAAAAAAAAAAAAAGUGAAGUCGACGAAGACUUUGCAGAAUUAGCCUUAGAGGAGAAAAAUGGCAUUUAUUAUUCAUGAGUUGGGUACUGAGAUGAUAAAAACCCUGGACUAUUUAUUAGAAACAUGACCACUGUUGGCUAUUGGAGAUGCAGACCGUGUUUGAGAGACUUCCAUACAUAAUAUAUGAUUUCCUGGGGAUCUGAAAUCUAUGGACUAAGAGAAACUGUGUAUAGCUUACCUUAACAGUAAUCCUUAUUGAUAUUUAUUGAACAGUCUGUUUUCCCUUAAGUCCAGUUUUUGGAUAUGCUGCUUUAACAAUGGAGAAGAGAGGGGCUGGGAACUGGGGUGAGGGGAGGAAGGAUUAUUUUAUUUUUUUACGUUUUUCCCACUCUCUAAAGUUCAGGAGUUUGGCGAUGAGCGCAUUCGUGAUGACUUUUUUGUUUUUUUUUGAAAAGGGGGAGGAGGGAAGGAGUGAGGUCGUGCCCAAUAUUUCUCCAAGUGAAGAUAAAACUUUCCUAUAAAAAAUAAUAUUAAUAAUAAUAAUAAUAGUAAUAAUAAAAGCCGAAAUAAAAAUACUGUCCUACCAUUCAUCUAGAGACCGGUGCAUUUUAAUCUAUGCUGCUCUAAUUUGAAAUAAAGGUCUUAAGCAUUAAUAAUUUAGAUGCAAUAUAACACCACUACCAACCACAAGUGGUUAUUUUGUCCAUGGAUUUCGGCGGGGUGAAGUUUUUUGCUUUUUGCUGCUCUCAGCUCUAUCCAAGGCAGAGCAAAACCCCGAGCUUGGAAAAACUGUAGGAGAGGCCAUCCCAUUCCUGUGUCUGUGUUUAGCACACCAAAAGGUUAAAAAAUGGUGGUUUUUUAGCACACCAAAAGGUUAUAAAAUGGUGUUUUUAAAAACCAGAGUGAAGGUUUUUAGCUCUUGGUUGUUAGCACUACUUGUGUCCCAAGGCCGUGUUCUCAGCUCGGUG
This is a messenger RNA of Malurus melanocephalus (red-backed fairy wren), 3598 nucleotides long. RefSeq names its product axin 2 (gene AXIN2). The record is from RefSeq and is a predicted model, not a curated record. Bases 7 to 2499 code for a protein of 830 amino acids. The transcript is spliced from 10 exons. Lineage: Eukaryota; Metazoa; Chordata; Aves; Passeriformes; Maluridae. Gene Ontology annotation, biological process: negative regulation of canonical Wnt signaling pathway.